UUCUAGGGUUUCUCUCUCUCUGCUCUCUGCCACAAGUUAUGCUAACCUGCGUCGGUUGGCGUUCAUGGCAGGGAAAAAGGGGAAAGCUCGUGCUCCCGCUAUAAGGAAAGGGGGGAAGCGAGGACGCCCUAGAAAAAUACCAAUUUUGAGUAUUGAUAGCUCGGUAAGCUCACGUCCACACAUUUUUACCCCAGCUCUGACCAUUAAACAUGAAAUUGUUACACCUCUAGUCACAACGUUAUCAAUUGUUGCACCAGCUUCAAGGAAUUUGCAAGCGGAGACCUCGACGGGUGCGAUUAAGAAACUGCAACUAACUAAUCCAUCUACUCAAGGAAACAACUUAUCCCAAUCCAUAGAUUUGGGGAUGAUGACACCACCUCCACUAACGGUACUGUAUCAAGCUACUGAAACUCUGCAAUCUCUGAUGGUUCCAUCAUUGACAGCUGCGAUUACAGUACAGACCAUUGUUCCGUUGAUGGCUUCACCUCCGAAAAUAACGCUUCUGCUACCAAAAUCUCUUAUUGCUGAUCUCCAGGCUAUACCCAAGCCAAUGUGGGCUAGUUUGUUUUACAUGUGGCCAGGGAGACAGACUUGAUCCAUAGCUAUAUUACUCAGGGACUACUUAGGGGAGCUCCAUUUCAUUCAGAGCUGCAGCUUUUGGUAUUGAUUCUUUUGUGUACAUAUUUAUGGGCAUAGCGGGGUCCUGUCCUGCCUAUAUGAUAUGACAGACUCUUCUUAGAGGCUCGUAGACAUGUAUAUAUGGUUAGAUAUAUUUGGCCUUGUCGGCCUAUAUUUUGGAUAUCAUUUUGUUUGCC
This is a messenger RNA of Lycium barbarum (goji berry), 815 nucleotides long. RefSeq lists its product as uncharacterized. The record is from RefSeq and is a predicted model, not a curated record. The transcript is spliced from 2 exons. Lineage: Eukaryota; Viridiplantae; Streptophyta; Magnoliopsida; Solanales; Solanaceae. Bases 65 to 595 code for a protein of 176 amino acids.